UUUGGGAAUGAUACUUUCAGUUUUGUUUUUACUUGAAUCUCGCUAAACCUGCAGUGGUUUAUGAAAUUUAGACAGCCAGAAUGUAAAACUCAUGCAGAACUUUUACAAUGUUCAAACGCUUCAAUCUUCUGCUGCUGCUGUUUUGCUUCAUCUAUCAGAGCGGAGCCCCGCCUGUAGGAACCAGCACUAUAUCUGUGUCAGGAAAAAAGAGAGACAACGUCACACUGCCAUGUCAAUUUGAGACCAAAAAGAUUUCUGAUAUUAGUUUAAACAAUGGGUCAGAAAACAUCCCUGUCUGUCAGACUGAAGACUGUAGAGGACGAGUAUUUAAACACGGAAACUGUGACGUCUUCAUUAAGAAUCUGAGCUUCAGUGAUGCUGGGACGUACUUUUUGCAUGUCUAUUACAAUAAUGAUCAGACAAAGCUGAGGCGACAAAUCAGGACGUACCAACUUCAUAUUCACGAUGAGGUUUCUGUGAAAACAGGUGAGGAGCACAAGUUAGAUGUUCUUUCUAAUGCUAAUCAAGUUGUGCACUGGACCAGAAGCAAAACAAGUUGGAGGGAGGUUUGGAGCAGAAGCAACGGAGCUCAAAGCGAUCAACUGACCGACACUGAUGGGACUCUGAGCAUUAAAGAGUUUACAGCCAAUGAUGCAGGAACAUACAGAGUUCUGGACUAUGAAGGAGAAAUCUUGAUCACAGUGACAGUCACAGAGUCAGAUACAGAAUCAAAGGGAAAAUACUACAACACAGAUGAGGACAAAACUGAUAACAAAAGACAACACUCUGUUUGGUUUUGGAUUAUGAUU
Messenger RNA from Sinocyclocheilus rhinocerous, 809 nucleotides. RefSeq lists its product as uncharacterized. The transcript is spliced from 6 exons. The record is from RefSeq and is a predicted model, not a curated record. Lineage: Eukaryota; Metazoa; Chordata; Actinopteri; Cypriniformes; Cyprinidae. The annotation marks the transcript as partial.